AUGUCGGCUCUAGAAGUGUUGAAGACAGACGAGCUACGAGGCACUUCUCGUCCUUCGGGUCAAGAUAACAAAGAUCUGUGCGAUAGAAAUGAUGCUCAAAAAUUGAGCGAAGUCGAAAUUUUGGAACUGAAGCAAAGCGGAAAAAGUGGAGAGCUUAUUAAAGCCCUAAUUAAUAAUUCUGCGACCUUCAACCAACGAACUGAGUUUUCUCAGGCGAAAUAUCUGCGAAAAAAAUCGGAAAAACAUCAAGUGAUUGUUCAGCUGCUUCGCCCAACCAGUUUCUUGAUAUGCAGGACAUAUUUCAAUAAAAAGCCUCAGAAAAUUUUGAACAUCAGAGAGGACACACUCGCGCAUAUCAUGCAACUUGGGAACUUGAAUUCUGGAAUUCGAGUAACGCUGAUAGACGGCUGUGCCGGUCUGAUUCUAGGAUCUAUAGUAAGUCGUUUGGGAGGCCAUGGAAGGGUUUUUCACUUGUACCGAGGAGAGACGUCUCAUCCAGACAUACUUCUGCGUUGGAACUUCCCACCUGCCCACCUAUCCGUAGUCAAAGCAAUACCUCUCCCCUACUUCCUGGGCCAACUGAUGGAAGAAGAAUAUCUUGAAAAGGGCACCAGGUCUCUCGCAGACGCCUGCGUACACGAGACGCACCCGAGAAGGAAAAAACCUCAAGAAUCCUCUGAAAUCCCUUCGAAUACCGCUGAGGGAUCAGCGGGGAUAACGGAACAAGCAAAUAUGAUGAAAAAGGAAAGGCGAAAAGCGCUCUGGACGGAAUUUGUCGAAUCAACCGAAGAAUUGAAAACAAAAAAAACGGACAGUUUGAUUAUCGUCGGUCCAACUUGUCCAGAAUCAGCCAUUGAAUUGCUAUGGGAUACUCUGAAUGUCGGGGGAUAUUUCGUUAUAUAUAGCGAAUAUAUCCAAGCGCUUAUAGAAUGCUAUCUCAAGUUACACCAAAAUGGAGAUGUUGUCAAUUUAAAACUGAGCGAAACAUUGUACCGACAUUAUCAAGUUUUGCCAAGAUCCACCCAUCCGAAAAACCAUGCAUCAGCUACAGGAGGAUAUCUGCUUUCUGGAAUAAAGGUCCAACAGCCCGAGACAAAGAAACUUUAAAGCCGUGACGAGGCACAAGCCGAGGCAUACCUGAAAUCUCCUUCGCAUAUGUGCGUACACAUAUGAAACAUGCAAAU
Messenger RNA from Schistocerca gregaria, 1184 nucleotides. Its product is annotated as tRNA (adenine(58)-N(1))-methyltransferase non-catalytic subunit TRM6-like. NCBI's taxonomy places the organism in Eukaryota, Metazoa, Arthropoda, Insecta, Orthoptera, Acrididae. The record is from RefSeq and is a predicted model, not a curated record. Gene Ontology annotation, cellular component: tRNA (m1A) methyltransferase complex; nucleus. The transcript has a single exon. Bases 1 to 1107 code for a protein of 368 amino acids. Gene Ontology annotation, biological process: tRNA methylation.